This is a messenger RNA of Otolemur garnettii (small-eared galago), 1172 nucleotides long. RefSeq names its product apolipoprotein E (gene APOE). The record is from RefSeq and is a predicted model, not a curated record. The transcript is spliced from 4 exons. NCBI's taxonomy places the organism in Eukaryota, Metazoa, Chordata, Mammalia, Primates, Galagidae. Bases 86 to 1030 code for a protein of 314 amino acids. Gene Ontology annotation, molecular function: low-density lipoprotein particle receptor binding; lipid binding; very-low-density lipoprotein particle receptor binding. Gene Ontology annotation, cellular component: intermediate-density lipoprotein particle; extracellular region. Gene Ontology annotation, biological process: regulation of amyloid-beta clearance; lipid transport; negative regulation of neuron apoptotic process.
CUGGGCUCCCUGAGUCCUCCUCAGCCCCAGCGGAGGUGAAGGACGUGGUUCCUCAGAAACCGACUGACCAAUCGCAGUCGGGAAGAUGAAGGCUCUGUUGGCCUUAGUGAUCAUCACGUUCCUGGCAGGAUGCCAGGCUGAGGUGGAGCCAGCACUGGAGCCAGAGGUGCAGGAUCUAGCAGGAUGGCAAACAGGCCAGCCCUGGGAGCAGGCAGUGGUUCGCUUCUGGGAUUACCUACGCUGGGUGCAGACACUGUCUGACCAGGUGCAGGAGGAGCUGCUCAGCUCCCAGGUCACCCAGGAACUGACGGCACUGAUGGAGGAGACCAUGAAAGAGGUGAAGGCCUACAAGUCAGAGCUGGAAGAACAGCUGAGCCCAGUGGCAGAGGAGACCCGGGCCCGGCUGUCCAAGGAGCUACAGGCGGCGCAGGCCCGUCUCGGUUCGGACAUGGAGGACUUGCGCGGCCGGCUGGUGCAGUACCGCAGCGAGGUGCAGGCCAUGCUGGGCCAGAGCACCGAGGAGCUGAGGGCUCGCCUCGCCUCCCACCUGCGCAAGCUGCGCAAGCGGCUGCUCCGUGAUGCGGAGGACUUGCAGAAGCGCCUGGCAGUCUACCAGGCCGGGGCCCGUGAGGGCGCUGAGCGUGGUGUGAGUGCCAUCCGUGAGCGCCUCGGGCCGCUAGUGGAACAGAGCCGCGUGCGCGCCGCCAACGCGGCCACCCUGGCCAGCCAGCCGCUGCGGGAGCGUGCCCAGGCCUGGGGCGAGCGGCUACGCGGGCGGCUGGAGGAGAUGGGCAGCCGGGGCCGUGACAGGCUGGAUGAGGUGCGCGAGCAGGUGGAGGAGGUACGGGCCAAGGUGGAGGAGCAAACCACCCAGAUGCGCCUGCAAGCCGAGGCCUUCCAGGCCCGCCUCAAGAGCUGGUUCGAGCCCCUGGUGGAAGACAUGCAGCGCCAGUGGACGGAGCUGUUGGAGAAGGUGCAGGCCGCUGUCCAGGGCACCAGCGCCACCCCUGUGCUCAGCAAGAACCACUGAGUUGCCCAGGCGUGCCACCUGGUGGGCCCCACUCCUGCCCCAUGCCCCCUGCCUCUUCUCAGCCAGCAGCAGGAGGCCCUGUUCCUGCUCUGGCAGUCCUGAUGGGCCCUAGCUUAAUAAAGAUGUAUCCAGCUUCACAGCA